AUGGGCCGCGCCGUCGACAAUGACCAACUGCAGCCCCUGAUCGACAACGAUCUGCCCGACGGAAACGACACGUUCUCCCCGGCGGCCAUCGUCUAUCAAGGGGAUGCGGCAGUGAUUGAGGCCGAGGAGAAGCGGCUCACCUUUUGGCAGGCAAAAGUCGCACUGGCGCAGGCGUUCUUCGCGGGUCUCGCCGACUUCUUCAUCAUCUUCGGUGGAGCCAUCCCCUACGUCUUUCAGUACGUCGAAAUCUACCACCGGAAGAAUGCGCAGGGCUUCUCGCUGUUCGUGUGCCUCGUCCUCUGCGUCGCCAACAUCCUCAGGAUACUGUUUUGGGUGGGCAAGCGAUUCGAGUGGCAGCUGUUGGCGCAAUCGGUGGUGAUGUUCACGGCGAUGAUCAUCAUGUUGGAGAUAUCGACACGGAUGAAUAGGAAGCACACGCCCAAGGCCCUCCGCAAGAGUGUCAUCGUUGGCCCGUCUUCU
Mesorhabditis spiculigera is the source of this 480-nucleotide messenger RNA. The record is from the annotation of a GenBank genome assembly. NCBI's taxonomy places the organism in Eukaryota, Metazoa, Nematoda, Chromadorea, Rhabditida, Rhabditidae.